UAUCACCAACCAAGUAUAGCCACAAUGCCACCAAAGGGAUGGAGAAAGAAUGCAGAGGGUCAGUAUCCACAACCUAACAAGGAUACUGAGUUGAUAUCCAUCGAUGAGAUUCUUUUCCCUAAAUCAACUAUACAGAAAUUGGCUAAAACCAUGAUUGCUGAUGAUAACAUGUUAUUGGCCAAGGACUCCUCGUUGGCUCUACAAAGAAGUGCUACUGUUUUCGUAUCGCAUUUGUUAUUUCAUGCUAGAGCUAUAUCAAAACAAAAUGGAAGAAAGACUGUGUCUUCCCAGGAUAUGUUGGCUGCUGUUGAACGAGCCGAGUUCAGUGGGUUUAUACCUGAAAUUAAGACCAGACUCGCCAAUUAUGAGGAAAUGUUGAGCGUCAAGAAACAACAACGAGCAGACAAAUCUGCCCUGAAGGACACAGACGAACCAAGCGCCAAGAAGAUUAAAGUCGAUGAAGGUGUUACUGCUCCUACUGAAGCUGAGUCCGACGAUGACGUUGACGAGGAAAUAAUAGAAGACGAAGAGCUACCAGAUGAAAAGGUAGAAGACGAUGUUGACGAAGUUGAAGAAGACGAAGAAGACGACGACGCUACUGGUAAUCCAAUUGAGUUGUUAUCAAAAGAAGAAGCAGAACUUCAAGGAGAAUCACACGAGUCAACCGAUGAAGUUGAAGAAGAAGAAGAAGAAGAAGAAGAGCAUAGUGAUGUAGAAUAGAACUAGUUUCCAUGAAUCGAUGUAGUAUAUUAAGUUAGACAUGAGUAUAUAUUAUACUUUUACGUUAAGGAUUGUGUCUACACAGUCCAAAGAAAGGAAACCCACAUUGACUUCCAAUAACCAAGUAAACCAAGAGGAUUAUCCCCCCAAUCAACAUCAAGAUAAAUUUGGCUUUGUUUAUCCACAUCUUUCGUUUAAUUUGUUGUGCUUUUCUUUGAAACAUCAGCGAGCUUGUAUUUAACCUAUCUGUUUGAUCUACAAGAAGGUUAAUCUUGUCACCACGACUCAACAAUUUGUUGAUAUUAUCAAGCAUCAACUGCCUAACUUCAUCAACUUCUUCGUUAACAAGGAGUAACUGGUUUGGGUUUAUUGUCUCCUCGGUGCUUCCGUAAUUAUACAAGUUUUGAUUGGAUUCAUAAUUCAUUUCCUCAUACUUUAUAAUCUGAUUCAUAUAAAGUUUGAACUCGCCAAGUUUCAACUUAUCAUUCUUACCUGACAGUUCCUCUUCUAUUCUUUUUCUAAACUCAAUAUACUUAUCCAUGAUAGUUUUCAAGAUAUUCAACACUAAUGUUUUGUUCAUGCUAUAGUGACAUAUGACCACCACCGUAAUUAAAUCUCGGCUACCAUCAGAAUUAGCAAUGACUUUCUUUAUGAAAUACAACACGAGCUUGUAAUUUGAACUAGCUGACAAUGGAACUGACCCAAUAAGGGUCUUCAGUGAGUUAAUCAACCCUAAUUCUUGGCUGAUUAGUUCAGAACAGUUGAGGUUGUUUAACAAGGGAAUUAGUUGAUGAUUCUCGUAUGUAUAUAAUGUAGUUGAAUUAACAGUUAAUGUAACAUGAAUGACAUGUUUAUAUAGAUCUGAAUGACUCAUUGCCACUAGUCU
Molecule: messenger RNA, 1606 nt
Organism: Spathaspora passalidarum NRRL Y-27907
Lineage: Eukaryota; Fungi; Ascomycota; Pichiomycetes; Serinales; Debaryomycetaceae
Gene: DPB4
Product: DNA polymerase epsilon noncatalytic subunit
Exons: 2
Coding region: 25-720 (231 amino acids)
Biological process (GO): heterochromatin formation; DNA damage response; leading strand elongation
Cellular component (GO): epsilon DNA polymerase complex; CHRAC
Molecular function (GO): protein heterodimerization activity; chromatin DNA binding
Source: RefSeq, a predicted model, not a curated record